Centruroides sculpturatus (bark scorpion) is the source of this 907-nucleotide messenger RNA. RefSeq names its product glutamate synthase 1 [NADH], chloroplastic-like. Gene Ontology annotation, molecular function: oxidoreductase activity. The record is from RefSeq and is a predicted model, not a curated record. The transcript is spliced from 4 exons. NCBI's taxonomy places the organism in Eukaryota, Metazoa, Arthropoda, Arachnida, Scorpiones, Buthidae. The coding region runs from base 123 to 731 and encodes 202 amino acids.
CAUUUAACUUAUAUUAUGCUAUUCUGAUGAUGAUGAUGAUAAUGUGAAAAGCUUAAAAACCUUUUUCAAUUUUAUUUUAGGGCUUAUCAGGUGGAGAGGUAAUUCUUUAUCCUCCAAAAGAUAUGCCUGCAGAUUUUAAAUCUGAAAAUAAUUUCAUUGCUGGUAAUGUCUGUCUUUAUGGUGCAACUUCUGGAAAAGCAUUCUUUCGUGGUAUAGUGGCAGAAAGAUUUUGUGUACGCAAUUCUGGAGCUAUUGCCGUUUGUGAGGGUGUUGGAGAUCAUGGUUGUGAAUAUAUGACUGGCGGUUAUGCUAUAAUAUUAGGUCUUACAGGAAGAAAUUUUGCAGCUGGUAUGUCUGGAGGAAUUGCUUAUGUCUUAGACAAAGAUGGUUGUUUUUCUCAAAGAUGCAAUAAAGAUAUGGUGGAUAUUUUUCCUGUUGAAUUAAAUGAAGAUUUGAAAUUUUUGAAAGAAAUAAUAAGUGAAUUUCAUACUAAAACUGAAUCUGAUGUUGCUGCUCGCAUUUUGAAAGAAUGGCCUGAUUCUACAAAACAAUUUUUAAAAAUUUUCCCAAAAGAAUAUCAACGAGCUUUACGUCAAUUAGAAGAAGAAAAAUCCCAACAAAAAUUAAAUAGAAAUGAUAAUACAUAUUCCAUGGUUCAUACAAAAACAAAUGACAUAGAAGAAUUAGUAUCUAACAGAAAGAAAUCAGAAGUAUUAGAUAAAGUUCGGUAAGUUUUUUAAAUAUGAAUAACAACAUUUAUUAUCAUUAUUAUCAGUAUUAAAAAAUACAGUGGGAUUUUUUAAUCCAAACUAACAAGAUUAUGGCACUUAAUACACCAGACUUAACAGUGUUGAAAGUAAAAAUAUGGAUAAUUAAUUUAGCAAUAUCUGGUAAUAGCAGAGUUGAA